Vicia faba (fava bean) is the source of this 1455-nucleotide messenger RNA. NCBI's taxonomy places the organism in Eukaryota, Viridiplantae, Streptophyta, Magnoliopsida, Fabales, Fabaceae. The record is from the annotation of a GenBank genome assembly.
AUGGGAAGGCUAUCCUCUACCAUCGAAAUCGUUCACCACCACCGCAGACACGAAGAUCGCCGUACUCCCGACUCCGAUGUCUCCGAAGACCGCCGUCGUUAUCGUCGUAGCCCUAGCUACGAUUCAUACGAUCGUCAGACAAACCGCCGCCGUAGCAUAUCACCCGAAAACCGAAACCCUAGACACUAUAAUAGAAAUCCAAACGGCAACGAUCUUCCAAAGAAAUUUGGCCACCGCAACGGCUCCUAUCUCGACCGCGACCGCAGCGAUUUUAAGCGAUCCGAGUCUGAAUCUGAUGAUGAGUUGAAGGGGUUGAGUUUCGAAGAGUACAGAAGGUUGAAGAGGCAGAAGAUGAGGAAGUUGAUGAAGUACUGUAUCUGGAACGUUACGCCGAGUCCUCCUAGACGCGAGAAUGAGGAUCUUGAGGAUGAGGAUGUUUACAAAGUUGAAGAGAUUUCUGAGAAAUUUGAUGGAAAGAUCGAUAAGGAGGUUAAACCGGAAGUUAAAUCUGAAUCGGAUGAAUCUGAUGGCUGUGAAUCGGAUAAUCCACGAUUGAGGAAGAGGAGAAGUAAAAGUUUUUCUAAGAAAUCACGAAACCAUAGUGAAUCUGAAUCGGAAUCAGAAGAAGAGGAAGAUCCAAAGCGGAGAAAGAAUAGGAAUGAUAGUGAAUCAGAAGAGGAAGAUCGUAGGAGGAGAAGGAGAAGUAAGAGGAAGAUCAGUAGAAGGAGAAGUAAUAGGAAGAAGAGAAGGCAUAGUGAUUCAGAAGAGAGUGAAAGUGAUGACUCUGACUCUGAUGGUAGUGAAAGAAAGAGGAUGCAUUCUUCUUCUAGGUCUCGAUCAAAACGGAGCAGGAAAGGAACAAAGAAGAGUGCUGAACUGAAAAGUGAGAGUUCGGAGGAUAUUGAGUUGGUUUCUGAUUCAGCCGUUGCGAAGAAUAAGGAAGCAAUUGUUGUUGAUGAGGUGGAUGUACCUGACAUUAGUGCCGAGGCUCUAGAAUUGAAGGAAUUGUUAGAGUUACAGAAGAAACCUGCUUUGGAUAGCGAGCCAACAGUUGGGCCAAUGCCUCUGCCUAGAGCUGAGGGGCAUAUAAGCUAUGGUGGUGCACUUAGGCCUGGUGAAGGAGAUGCUAUUGCACAAUACGUUCAACAAGGGAAGCGUAUUCCUCGUAGAGGAGAAGUGGGUCUUUCUGCAGAAGAGAUUUCAAAGUUUGAGGAACUUGGUUAUGUGAUGAGUGGCAGUAGGCAUCAGAGGAUGAAUGCUAUUCGUAUCAGGAAAGAAAAUCAAGUUUAUAGUGCUGAAGAUAAGCGUGCUUUGGCUAUGUUUAAUUAUGAAGAAAAGGCUAAAAGAGAACAUAAGGUUAUGGCUGAUUUGCAGCGGCUAGUGCAGCGUCACAUUGGUCAGGAUGUUGGUCCAACUCAUGAUCCCUUUGGUGCAAAAGAUGCUGCUGAUGCCUGA